CACUGUCCAAGCUCACAAGGCAGUUGGUGAUAGGGGAAGACUCGAGUUCCGAGCGGGUGUCAUUCAGAUUGAGCCGUUACUAGGUGCCGCUUCUAUACAUGAGUACAUGUGCUGCCCUGGCGGGCACUAUACCCUCAUUUUAAGACGAGGAAACAGUUUCAGAGGCAAGAAGAGACCAACCAAGGUCGCUGGGGCUCAAACCGAAGUCCAGCUGGCUCCUCCGCUGUCCCGAGGACGGGCCCGGAGCUCUCCCUGGAGCAGGAGGCGGCGGGUCCCUGGCUCCUCCAGCACUCGCCGUCCUCGGCCAUACACCGGGUCAGGUGACUCGCCACCGCCACCUGGCGGCCAAGUGGGGAAUUCUGACGCGAACACGAGAUCUUCGGGGGAGCAGAGGAGCCAGUUGGAUUUCGGAGUGGAUGUUACCAGGCCUCUGACUUCCAGCCUAAGCUUCCUUGAGAUCCAGGUGCUCAUAGGGUGUCCAGACCCAGAACCUCCUGCGUGCGGGGACGCGGCUUUUAGUCUGGUAGGGGCGGUGGAGUUACAAACAAUAGUUCAGUUUCGUUCCAAUCCGGGACUUUGGCAUAAAACCGACUGGGUUCACAUGCUCCCGCAGUAUGGCUUUAAACAGGUCAUUUCACUUUCCUCAGCCUUGGUUUCCGCAUCUGUAAAAGGGGGUAAUAAUAAGACCUACUUCCUAAGCUUAUCAUGCAGAUGAACCAGCUGACAUGCAGAGGCCUGGCACUUGGUGGAUGCUCGAUAAAUGUCAGUCAAUGUCAUCACUGUUUGCAUCAUAUUAUCAACAUCAUUAUUACCUGCUCCUCCCUACCUGCCCCCCAUGCAACAGUACAGCCCCACCUGGAAGCAGCCCCCCAAUUUCCCCCUC
Molecule: messenger RNA, 883 nt
Organism: Macaca mulatta (Rhesus monkey)
Lineage: Eukaryota; Metazoa; Chordata; Mammalia; Primates; Cercopithecidae
Source: RefSeq, a predicted model, not a curated record